Messenger RNA from Arachis ipaensis, 855 nucleotides. Its product is annotated as protein FAR1-RELATED SEQUENCE 5-like. Lineage: Eukaryota; Viridiplantae; Streptophyta; Magnoliopsida; Fabales; Fabaceae. Gene Ontology annotation, biological process: regulation of DNA-templated transcription. The record is from RefSeq and is a predicted model, not a curated record.
AUGGUUGGGUUCGAGGUGAAAGACAUCUAUAAUGCAAUUGAGAAGCAAAGAAGAGCUGGAACCAGUGACACGGAUAAUGCACUAACUGUUUUCGGCGAUGUUAUAGGGUUUGAUGCGACGUAUGGGAGGAACAAGUACAAAUGUCCCCUUGUGAUAUUCUCUGGCGUGGAUCACCACAUGCGCACUAUUGUGUUUGGAUGCACAGUUCUCUCGAAGGAAGGGGAGGAAAGCUAUGUGUGGUUGCUUCGGGCAUUUCUGAAGGCCAUGAAAGGAAAGGCUCCUAAGUCUGUUAUUACCGACGGUGAUCAAGCCAUGAAGAGUGCAAUCAAAGCUGUCGAUGACUUUGAAGAUAUAUGGAAUGAGACAGUUGAAGAAUUUGGGUUGCAACAAAAUUCAUGGGUCAAGGAUAUGUACGAGAAGAAACAUAUGUGGUCGAAUGCCCAUAUUAGGGGUAAGUUCUUUGCUGGGCUCAAGACAACAUCAAGGAGAGUAGUGGUUGCUGAUUACAAAUCUGCUUAUGGAGAUCCGGUUGUGAAAACAAGAUUGGAGGAGUUAGAGUGGUUUGCAGCAACAGUAUACACACGAAAGGUCUUUGUCUUAUUUCGGGAGGUGUUAUUACUAACUAGCAAUGUCAGAGUAGUUUCUUCGAAGAAGACAAGCACGUGUACAUUGUUUGAGGUGGCCAUGUAUCGCCAAGGUAGAUCAUGGAAUAUUUCUUGGGGCGAGAUGGAUGAUGAAUUCAGAUGCUCUUACCUGCGUAUGGAAUCCAUUGGAAUCCCCUGUGUGCACAUAGUUGGUGUGCUUAUUAGACUUAACAUGGUUGUUAUUCCAGAUAGUCUUGUACUGGGUCGUUAG